Molecule: messenger RNA, 5878 nt
Organism: Callorhinchus milii (elephant shark)
Lineage: Eukaryota; Metazoa; Chordata; Chondrichthyes; Chimaeriformes; Callorhinchidae
Gene: sik3
Product: SIK family kinase 3
Exons: 25
Coding region: 51-4166 (1371 amino acids)
Biological process (GO): protein phosphorylation; intracellular signal transduction; microtubule cytoskeleton organization
Cellular component (GO): cytoplasm
Molecular function (GO): protein serine/threonine kinase activity; tau-protein kinase activity; ATP binding
Source: RefSeq, a predicted model, not a curated record
GUGUGUGUGUGUGUGUCCGUGUGUGUGUGUUUUUUUCCCCCCUCGACAAGAUGGCGUCCAGCGGCGCAGCAGCGGGCAACGGGAACCUGCCUCAGCCCCAGCAGCAGCAGCCCCAGCAGCAGCAACAACAGCACCACAGGAGCGGGCCGGCCAGGAUAGGAUACUACGAGAUCGAGAGGACCAUCGGCAAGGGCAACUUCGCCGUGGUCAAGCUGGCCACUCACAUCGUCACCAAGGCUAAGGUUGCUAUAAAGAUAGUAGAUAAAACACAACUCGAUGAGGAAAACCUGAAAAAGAUCUUCAGAGAAGUGCAAAUCAUGAAAAUGCUGCGGCACCCACACAUUGUUCGAUUGUACCAGGUUAUGGAGACAGAAAGAAUGAUUUAUUUGGUGACAGAAUAUGCUAGUGGAGGAGAGAUAUUUGACCAUCUUGUAGCUCAUGGACGAAUGGCAGAGAAAGAAGCACGGAAGAAAUUUAAGCAGAUCGUCGCAGCAGUCCAUUUCUGCCACUGUCGGAACAUUGUGCAUAGAGAUCUGAAAGCUGAAAAUCUGCUCCUGGAUGCCAACCUGAACAUAAAGAUUGCAGACUUUGGGUUCAGUAACAUCUUUACCCCAGGCCAACUACUCAAGACUUGGUGUGGGAGCCCACCUUAUGCUGCCCCUGAGCUAUUUGAAGGAAAAGAGUAUGAUGGGCCUAAAGUUGAUAUUUGGAGCCUGGGUGUGGUGCUGUACGUACUGGUGUGUGGGGCCCUUCCGUUUGAUGGCAGCACAUUACAGAACCUGCGAGCCAGGGUUCUGAGUGGCAAAUUCCGCAUUCCAUUCUUCAUGUCUACAGAAUGCGAACACUUGAUCAGACACAUGCUAGUUCUAGAGCCCAGCAAGCGCUUAUCUGUGGAGCAGACCUGCAAACACAAGUGGAUGAAGAUCGGUGAUCCUGACCCGGAGUUUGACAGGUUAAUAACGGAAUCCAGGCAAAUCAAAGUAGAAAUCAAGACGGAACCGCUGAAUGAGCAGGUACUCAUGUACAUGACGGAACUUGGCUUGGAUAGAGAUCGCACACUACAGUCAUUGAACACAGACGCCUAUGAUCACUUUAGUGCAAUUUACAGCCUGCUGUGUGACAAGCUAAAACGACACAAGACAUUGCGCAUCUCGGCACCUCCCAGUGUGCCUCGCUCCAUGCCGUUUCAAACGCCUUCCAAUGUCCAGGCGGAGCAAACUGGCAACACGUUGAGUCUAAAUGUACCACAAGUGCAGCUCAUCAACCCUGAAAACCAGAUUGUUCAGACUGAUGGUAACAUGAAUUUAGACAGCGAUGAAGGUGAAGAACCAUCCCCGGAGGCCCUGGCACGAUACCUGUCUAUGAGGAGACAUACUGUUGGUGUUGCGGACCCAAGGACUGAAGUUACAGAGGAUCUACAGAAAUGCCACCUGCCUGGUUUACCCCGUGUUGUGCCUCAGGCUCCUUUCCUGCCAGUUGUUCCAAAUGUUAAUCUGAUGCAGAACAUGCUUCACAUGCAGAAUCUCCAGCCAGCCGCACAGCUGGAGUACAAGGAGCAGUCGCUGCUUCAGCCUCCAACUCUGCAGUUGUUGAAUGGAAUGGGCCCGCUCGGCCGACGGGCGUCCGAUGGUGGAGCCAACAUCCAGCUUCACGCCCAGCAGCUGCUCAAACGCCCACGAGGCCCAUCGCCGUUGGUCACCAUGAAUCCACAUGCGGUGGCAGCAGUGACGCCAGUUGAUGAGGAAAGCUCAGAUGGAGAACCAGACCAAGAAGCUGUACAGAGGUACCUGGCAAACAGAACCAAGCGCCACACACUGGCAAUGACAAAUCCUACAGAUGAGAUUCAUCCAGAUUUGCAGAGGCAGCUGGCACAGCAGCAGGCAUUCCGUUCCCGUGGCUGGGUUCCUCACCCUGAUCAACAUAGCCGGGUUUGUUACAAGGACCCCAACACUCUACACCUUCCGACCGAAAGGUUCUCUCCAGUCCGCCGCUUUUCAGAUGGUGCAGCGAGCAUACAGGCGUUCAAGGCUCACCUGGAGAAAAUGGAGAAAUGCACAGCCACCAACAGUAGCAUAAAACAGCUGCAGCAGGAACAUGAGCAUUUACAAAAGAUGUACGGAAAUGCCAUGGACGAAAGGUUUUUAGAAAAGACACAGCAACAGCACAUACUUUACCAGCAUGAACAGCAGCACCAGAUCCUACAGCAUCAGAUUCAGGAAUGUAUCCGACCACCACAGCCUUCACCCCCACUGUCGACGGGCUCACUAGGACAGCACAUGGAGAACCAGCCAGCUCUAAUCACUCACCAACUGCAAAGGUUACGAAUUCAGCAUGAGCAGUCAAGUCCUCCUCCCAACCAUCCCAGCAACCAUCUGUUCAGGCAACCUAACAACAGUCCUCCCCCUGGCACCAAUGCCAUCAUGCAGCCCAGCAGUUGUGCUGCACCUCCAUCCCAGUUUCAAGGCAUGCCUUCCCACAACACACUGUACCAGCAGCCCAGCAACAGCCCGCCUCCACCAAACCUCGCCCUGCCUCGCAUGAACAUGCAGCCGGGCCUGUCCCAGCAGCCGACGACACAGCAGGUUACAAUCCAAGUGCAGGAGCCGACGGAUAUGCUGAGCAACAGCAUGCUGCCGGGUGGUGUACCCGCCAUGCUCCCCUCACACCCCCGGGCAAUCAUCAGCCCCAGCAACCAGAUUCCCCUGCAACAGCGGACGAUGCACAUCCCAUCUCACGGGCUGAGUGGGCAGCACAGGGCACUGGCCAAGCAACUCAGUGCUGAUAGUGCAGAGGCAAGCGGUCGACCUAUUAGCCGGUUCUCCCCUUUGAACUAUGAACAGACUCACUUACAUCCUCACCACUUCCCGGAGCAGUUUCGGGUUUUACCCGGCAACUUCAACCCAGCGGCUGCGUUCUCCCAAGCACAGGUCCUGAAAAUUGCACAGAUGGACCAGUUUUCCAGUUUAAACCCGAGCGGGCCUAGGAAAAGCAUUCUACAGGCAGAGCAGCAGCAACCAACGAGUUUCACCUCGUUACUACACCAGGCUCUGCUUUCUCCAACGCCACAUGACUAUACCAGACACCAGCACGUUUCACAGUACGGUUCCAUGAUCCCGGGACUCCUGUCGCCCAGGCAUUCACUGACGGGACAGCAGGACGCACGCUCUGUCGACCUGGCGCAUUUCUUAAAAUGUCACCAGCGGCAGAAGCAGCAAGAGUACGACUUGCUGAGGCACAUAAACCAAGGGGUGGGGGAGGUGGGAAACAUGGCUCCCAACCUGUGCGGGCAACAGCAGACUCUGUCAGAGCACCAGACAUUGAACUUGCCUUACCAAAAUACAGACACCUACCAUCAGCACCACCAUUUACUGCAAGUCAUAGGCCAGGACCACAUGACACAACCCCCUUCCUCAACCAAAGGGUGCAGUUUUGUACACCACCCUUCUUUGAUGCACUCUGAAAGCAUGGAAGAGGAUUGCGCGAGUGAGGGGCAUGGGGAGGGGUAUGAGUCCAACACAGACUGCACUGACACGUCCACUAAACGCUGCCAAGACAACCCGGCACUGCUUAAUGCAAUCCACCGCGGGGAAGCAGAGACACUACUGGCAACUAUGAAUCAUGCACAAGAGAUGGGUGUUGCCCAGCCUUAUAGUCAUCAACCAGGCCCUGGCUUUGCCAGAAAUAAAGUGCCAAACAGAGAGUCUGUAAGCGGGAAUCAAAUGGGUGGAAGAAUUCCUCUGCAACCGAUGGAGGUGAAUGAUCACAAUGGAGUCAGUUACACAAGACAGUCGCCUCGAACUCUCCAACGACAUCACACGAUUCAGACGAGUGACGAUGUCUAUGAUCAGGUGGAAUCUCUGUCGGGGAUGAGUCUAUUAGCUGGAAAGGCCCUCAGCUCUGCCCGAAUGUCCGACGCUGUCCUCAGCCACGAAUCACUCACAGGGAGCCAGCAGCUACAGAACAGAGAGAACACAGAAUGUGAUGAGAGACCUCAGGGCUCUGCUCAACUAAACCCAGAUGAGGACUCCCAGCAUUCAAACAGUUCCUCCUACUCUGCCAAAUGUUUCAGCGAACUUCUGAAAGAACUCAACCCACCUUUCGACAACAAGCUGCUUACCUACAAACACCCUGACCUGGCCUUUGGAAUGGAGCAAGCUGGAGUGUAGCGGUUUCAAAGAUGACUCAGUUCAGCCUUGAGGUGAAAGGUCCAUUUAAACCAACAGUAUCCAGCAGCAUCACGCCAAAACAUCAUUGUAUUUCUUUCCAGCCCAGCAUCAUGACUCUUUGCCUGCCAGUUCAGUGGUUGUGUUUACUUGCCACAUCUGUCAGUACCAGUCAUGUGGAGGUGAGAAGACUGAAGUGCUCAACAUUUUAGAGAGAGAAAGAGAGAGAGAGAGAGAGAGAGAGACACACACACAGCCAUGGCUCCCAGAUCUCUUCAUGCCUGAAGCCACUCUGGCCCCCUGACGAAGAAGCCCACCGACCCCUCGGUUGUCACUUUAUCCAGGGAGAAUAACUGAGCAUGUGCUCCCAAGGCCUCAUUCACUCUGUGAGCAAUAAGACUGCUUGCUAUUCCCUCUGGUACUCCUCUAGAUUUUGUUUUUGCCUAACAGUGGUGCAAUAUGCUUUUGUUUUCCCCCCCAGUUCCUUUACCCACGUUCGUCAUCGUGCUUUCUUUCUCGUGUUCAUUUCUGCGUCAUUUACCAAAAAAAAACAACAAAAAAAACGUGUACGGCCUUUUUGUUUUUUAAAAAAAAGAAGCAAGUUAAGGUUUUAGAGUUUAAUUUCCCGUUCGUGUAGAUACCUGUCAUGUUUCCUUAAGAUUGUCGAUUGAAUGAACCGUGCGUUUAAUGGGGAAAUUAUCAAAAUAGCUGAUUUUUGUUAUAUUUGAAUUGUAAACUUGCACCUUGGUUUAAAGUAUUUUCCCCUUUUUAUGGCAUUGUAAUUGUGACUUGAUUCCCCUUGUGCCAGGUGAGAAAAUGUGUUAAUGUUAAACUCUUUGAAAUUUCACAGCGUAUUAUGUUUCUAUGUCAUAUCGUAUCCUUUUUUUAUUAUUAUUAUUAUUAAAAUGCCCGGACCCACUGGAAGCUUGGGUUUUUGGCUACUUUCUGAACUCUUUUUAAAAAAACUGAUCAGAAUUUUUUUUUAAGUUGAAACAAUUAUUUGCUGCUUCGAAGAGUGGAGUGGAUGAAGCGGAACUCUGAAAGGAAUUUGCACGAACAGACAACAAGACAACAAGACUACAGCUAAGCCAGUCAAGCAGUGUUUAACUGUGGUUUUAGAAAUCAUGGUUUUAAGACAAAAAGAAAAAAAGAAAAAAAAAGUAGCUUGGGGCAGACAAAACUUUUAAACUUGACGAAUGAAAUUAAAAUAUCAUCCAUUUACCUGCUUCCAAACUACAUAUCUGUCCAACUUCUGUUAUUUGUACAUUUUUGUUACAUUUAUUUGACGAAAAUAAGUCAAAAUAAAAAAACUUGAUAUUCAGCUGUUUUAACGGGAAGGUACAGAGAAAAGCCUGAGAUCGUUUUAUUGUAUGUAACUUUUCUUUGUUUACAUGACACUGUAUUUAAGGGAGAGUCACUGCCACCCUAUAUAUAAAAACCCAAUCAGAACUGAAAGCAGUGCCAUCUCUCAACUUGUAACACAUUUUUUUUAAUGUUGCUUUGUAUUGUAGUAAUCAAUACGCAGUAUAUGUUGAAUGUAUAUUAAUAUACUUUGCUAUUUCUGUUUCGGAAAUGUUGAAAGUAUUUUUUUUCUUGUUUAUGUUGGACAAAAGGUUCAGUGAUCUAGUACAUUGUGUGGGUCACUUGCAACUAGUAAUUUAGUUGGAAAGUGGGAUUAUGAUAAAUAAAACCUAUGAAUUUGAUCUGACCAAAAA